AUGCAUGUGGUCGAUAAUUCAAAUGACGCCCCGCAAAAGAUACUUCCGCUGGCCAGAGCCGCUAGACCAUCCACAUCUGCUGCUGCGCGUUGGCAGGCAGUUGUGAACCGCGAUGCCACGGCUAAUACAUUCGUCUACGCCGUCCUGACGACAAAAAUAUACUGCCGCCCAUCCUGUCCAGCUCGUCUUGCCCGCCGGGCCAAUGUCAGAUUCUACGACACGCCCUCACAGGCAGAAUCAGCAGGGUUCAGGCCUUGUAAGCGCUGCAAACCGGAAACACACUGCGCGGCAAAUCCACAGGUCCAGUUGAUACAAAAGGCUUGUGAAACCAUCAAUUCGGAAGCGCUGAAGGGCUGCAAACCGACGCUUCAAAAGCUGGCCGGCGAGGCCAACCUGACGCCCAGUCAUUUCCAUCGCAUUUUCAAAAAGGUCAUGGGCGUGACGCCGGGGCAGUACGCAGCUGCUGCUCUGGAUUGUCAUAAUCAAAAUGCGUCGGUCGACUCUGGUCAGGAUGAAAAUUCGAGUGUGAACCGGCAGCUUUAUGACGAUGGCGUCUGCCAUGAUCCUUGCCCAUUUGGCGGUUUGAAUGAUUCCCUUGCUUCAACCACGAACGAUGCUGUUCUAUGGAAUGAAUUUGAUGCUAUGUUAGCUGUAGAGAACGAGUAUAUUCUGUGGCCGGAGGAAGUACAGUAG
Molecule: messenger RNA, 693 nt
Organism: Aspergillus thermomutatus
Lineage: Eukaryota; Fungi; Ascomycota; Eurotiomycetes; Eurotiales; Aspergillaceae
Gene: mpt
Product: putative DNA repair and transcription factor Ada
Exons: 1
Coding region: 1-693 (230 amino acids)
Biological process (GO): DNA repair; regulation of DNA-templated transcription
Molecular function (GO): DNA-binding transcription factor activity; methyltransferase activity; sequence-specific DNA binding
Source: RefSeq, a predicted model, not a curated record